UCUAUCCAUUUUGACGUUUCGCGGCUCCAGGUAAAUUAUCGUGUCCCGUCCCGCAACCCCACAGGUAAAACGGCGUCCAGUUAGCGAUCCGGGCAACCGAUCAUGUCGAAUCAUGAUCUAAAUCGCGAAAACCGUUGCCAGUGAGUUCUCCGUAGAGGAUCGUCAGCGUCGUGCGACGUCUUCGACGAAGCAUUCCCAGCGUCGCGAAGUCGUCGACUGUCUUGAAAACGAAUCGACGGUCGUGCGAUCUCGCUGUCUCUUGGCCAGUGGGAACAUGAAAUCGAAACUCGACCGUUUCUCCGCCGUCGACAGCACCGCAAAAUUCGUCCACGUGUCGCAGACAUCGGAACUCGGUCACCGUUACAUCGCGUCGCCACGACGCCGAGUUGAUCGCUGGCGAUAAUGAGUCAGUCAACGGCGCCCCAUCAACCGUCAGAAACCACCGAACUUCCUAACCCUGGGGAAAAAAUUGCAAUGUCGACGUCAGGAAAUAAAGGACCCGGCACAGGAACGAAACCAUUAGUUCAAAAGAAUAGGACGCCUGGAAGUGUAACACCUCGCAAUAUAUUCCAUAAAGACCCUUCUGGCAAUACGACAGACGAUGCUUCGAGCAGUACCAAGUCUCAUACUAAUUCCGCGCGCCGUUCACCCGCAAAGAUGGCUGUCAGUCCCACCGCGUACAAGAGGCCAUCUUCUUCGACGCCUGCCGUUACUGCGAUUAAACUCGAGAAACAGUAUCAGAUGAAAAAGGACCGUUUCCAGAGGCUUAAAAAGGAUCUGAUAGAUAAACAGAAAGUGGCUCAGGACCUGUUCAACGAGAUGUCGCAGCUACGGGAGAAGGUGAUCGCAAACGGUACGAAGGAUCCAGGGAAGCUGGACGAUCUGAGGAUCGAAGUGGGCUCCCCGAAACACCAUAUUCCAACGGAGAAUGUGCUGCAGGAGCCAGCAGAGAACAUCGAACGUAAGUUGGACGCCAUCGGUGUUCAAUUCAUCCAGCGUCUCGAAGAGCAGUUGCACAAGAUUCCGCAAAAGUCUAGGAAUCUUUGCCGAGACAUAUUGAGCAAGCAGGCCGAGCUGAUAGACUUCGUGGCGUCGCGAUUGAAGUCUGGCAAUGCUUACGAGACCGAAGGGGACAAUCCUGACUCGGAGAUGGCUACGAAGCUUGAGACGCAACAGAAGGACAUCGAUAGUCUGCGAAUAUUUUUGGAAGGGGCCGACGCGAUGGACACGAAGAUUAUCGAGGAGACAUUGGCGGACAUUCGUGGUCUAAUAGCAACGUAUGAGUGCGAGCAGGCAAAGCUGAAGGAAUCCAAGAAGAUGGAGGAGCAACAGGAGCUGCAAUCGCAGCUGAGCAAGGUUCUCGAGGAGCUGCAGUCGGAGAAGGACAAGUGCCACCAGGGCAAGGAACGUUUGCGUCAGGUUGAUUCGCAAUGUCAAAAGAUGAAAACGAAACUUCGCGAGAUGGAGACAGAAGGGGUUACCAACGAGGAGAAGAUUCAGUCGUUGCAGGCGAGCCUAAAGAACCUGGCCGCUCAGAUGAAGCAGAAGGAGCAGUCGAUGGAGACGAAGCUGAAGGAGAUGCAGAAGACGCUGAAGGGCAGCGAAGCAUUGAUCUCCAAGGUCGAGAAGCAGAGGGACAGCUUCGAGUCACGACUGUUCGAACUGAAGGAGAAGAUGACCGCGAAGGAGAACGAGACGAUGAACACUAUUAAAAACCUGUCGGAGAAGCUGGACACUGUCACCUGGGAGGUCGGCCAGGAAAGACAGGAGAAACAGAAGAUCGAAUAUGAGUUCAACGAAUUGGCGGAGCGUUACAGGCAGCUCGAAGAGAAAAGCAACCAAUUAUACGAUCUCACCGAGAAGAACAAGGAUUUCACUAUCACAGAUGGAAGCCACUCGGAGAACGAAGUCCGGUUGUUCAACGAACUACAGGAGACCAAGGAUGAGCUGGAGUUGCAGAAGCAGAUGGUGCUGGAGCUGCAGCAGGAGAAGGAGGAGAUCGUUGCGGUGAUGCACCAAGCGGCCAAUCGCGCAGAGGAUCAAGAUUCUAGAGAGAAGCUGGCCGCAGAGUUGGUGUUCAAGACCACCGAGCUGAAGAACCUGAUGAUGCAGUAUACGGAACUGAAGAAGAUCGCAAAAAACGCCCAAGAAAAAAAUGGGAUGUUAGAAAAGCAGCUGAUCGAGAUCCAGUCGAGGCUGCACUCGCAGACAAAGGAGGGUGGCAAAGCUGGGCUAAAUGCACACGCAAUCGAGUUACAACAAGAGGUCUCCGAUCUGCGCAAUAACUUAGCAGAAGUUCUGCAGCAGAAGGAGGAGCUGGAGACCGCGCUGACCCAGAAGCAGUUGGAGCUUGAGCAGCGGGACCACGUGAUGCGCGAACAGAGCAAGUUUCUCAAGGUGAGGGACGAGCUGCUGGAACUCCUGAAGGGCAAGACCGAGGGGGAGAACGGCGAGGCAAACACCGGCGAGAACAGCGAGUACAUUGACCAGAUAGCCCUGAAGACGGAGGCGAUCCAGGAACUGUACACAACCCUAAAGAGCAAGCAGAUGCAGGUGAUGCGCCUGGAGAAGAUGGUGAAGCUGAUGGAGGACCAGCAGGACCAUGCCCAGGCGCAGCGUACGCGUCUGGAAAACCGUAUCGCUCAGUUGGAGAUAGCCUUGCAGAGGACCAAGGAUCAGCGGUAUGUGAGGAACAGGUUGUCCCUCCCUCUCAAGUCUCAGACGAUCGACGGUCAGAGUCAUUGCAGCAUCUCCGAUCAGUCUCUUUCCCAGCACUCCUCUGUGUCGAAUUGUUUCCCUUAUCGCAACCCCUACGAUCCGGCCAUCAAAAGGUCGGACACCGUCCUCAGCACCAUAGCCUCACAGACCGAUGUUAAUCAGUCCUACAAUGACCUCAAGGUCGUCUCGUGGCAGAGUUCCAUCGACGAAGAGCCGCAGUACUUGUGCGAACGUUGUCGCAGGAUGGGAUCCUUGAUCAAGGACGAGCAGCGGUCGAGUAAAGACAGCUCCAAUGAGGAUUUGUCCACUCUGGAGACAAGACAGUAUUUAAACGAUGAUUAUCAUGAGAACUUCUAUUACGACCCACCUGUGAUUAAGAGUAGGAAAUUCAUCUCUGCGAAGAGCAGUCCCCAUACAGAAUCUGCCAGCGUGUACGACAGUAGCAGGGAGUCGUACGACCCUUAUAUAACCAAGGGCUGUCAACGUUUGCACGCUCCUCGCUAUUACGUUCGGCUACUGCCGACUAGUAGGUACCUCUCUCGCAAGGAGGGCUUGUAGAAUCGUCUCCUGUUGUUCCUGUUUGCUGAUGGUUUUUUGAAGGGUUCCUUGUAGGAACAAACUCCUCGUGCUGUCUACGUGGCAGCAACGUCUUGUUUUUACUUUGAAAUUUAUGGAAAAGAUCUGUGCGGUGGAAUUAGUGAAAUUAAGAGCUGUCUUUGCUUCUGAAACUAUUGUCACGCUGUUUUAAGUAUGGCAAAUGGUCUUUAUGAAUGUUUCGGUUAUCAUCGUUGUCGACACCUGUUAGUGAUAGAAAUUCACACGUUAAAUGUUGCUUCUCUAUAGGAACAUAUGUAACAUAUACAUUUAUAAAUAAAUCCGAAUGUUGUUUACAUGGUCUGAUUUAAUAGGCUAGGUACUCCCUGCUACAGUGUUUAAAAUCAUGUAUCGUUGAUUUGAAAGUUCCUUACAAAGUGCCUAGCCUUUGAAACAGACCAGCCUUUGUAUUGUCCCAGUUGCAUCUCUGAUCGAUUUUGUUUCGUGUGUUCUAGGGGUAAAGGCUUCAGCAUCCUGUAAGGAACUUUCUAAACAUCGUCGGUACAAAUGAAAUAAAAUUCAGAGGUCCUGACACGAACGGAUUAUCCUAACUCCAUGAUGCAACCAUGCAUUUAGUGGGUGGCGCGAUGCAAUGCGAUGCAAAUCAUAAGAAAUACACAUAGACUUGGCAAUUUAGAUCCAAAAUUCAUUGUAAUUGUUAAUCGAACGUACGUUUCAAUUUAUAUAUGUAUAUUCAAUGAAACCUUUUUAUAUUUGUGUAAUACGUUUGUAGAUACAGUUUAUUUUAUAAAAUUAAAAUUUUAUGUACAAUAUCGAA
Messenger RNA from Megalopta genalis, 4090 nucleotides. RefSeq lists its product as uncharacterized. The record is from RefSeq and is a predicted model, not a curated record. NCBI's taxonomy places the organism in Eukaryota, Metazoa, Arthropoda, Insecta, Hymenoptera, Halictidae.